Molecule: messenger RNA, 1398 nt
Organism: Chenopodium quinoa (quinoa)
Lineage: Eukaryota; Viridiplantae; Streptophyta; Magnoliopsida; Caryophyllales; Amaranthaceae
Exons: 4
Coding region: 403-1056 (217 amino acids)
Source: RefSeq, a predicted model, not a curated record
AUGACAAUAGUUUCUUCAUCACCAAUUCUCAAUUUCUCAUGCCUUAAUUAAGACUAAUAAUAGAAGGAAAAAAAAUAUAUAUAUAUAAAAGAGUCAUGCUCAACCACAAGGAUCUCAUUCACUAGAAUACCUUUCAUUUUAUUUUCUUUUAAAAAAAGAUACAUUUUAUUUUAUUUUCCCUUGAUAAAAAUUAAAUUAAAACAACACUCAUUAAAUUAUAGUCUCUUCUUGUUCACAUCAUCCCUCUUUUCUCCUCUACUACUCUACAACUCUAUAUAUAUAUGCUUCCUCUUCACCUUGAUCAAGACAUACAUCCCCCCAUUUCUUGCCAACUCCUCUAGAACUUCUCCACCCUCUUCUUCACAACACACACAAAAAAAAAAAAAAAAAAAAAAAAGAUAUAUGAUGGAUGAGAGAAAAAUAGUAGUGGUGGUAGAAGAAUCAGAAACAGCAAGAACAGCUCUAAAAUGGGCGCUACAAAACCUCGUUCGAUACGGCGACGUCGUGACACUCCUCCAUAUAUGUCCUUACUACCCUCCUAGGUCACGUAACAAGAAGAAACUUAGGCUUCUUCGCUUAAAGGGUUAUCAAUUAGCUCUUUCUUUCAAUGACAUUUGUACCUCUUCAUCUAUUAAUACGAAAAUAGAGAUAGUGGUGACAGAAGAUGAUGCAGAAGGAGAGAAAAUGGUGGGGUUGGUUAGAGAAAUGGGUGCCUUUGCUUUGGUUCUUGGUCUUCAUGAUCAUAGUUUUUUCUACAGGUUGGCAAUGAGACAUGAUAAUAUAACAAAGACAUUGAAUUGCAAAGUUCUUGCAAUAAAACAACCAAGGCCGUCAUGUUCAUCGUCAUCGGCUAGACUGACUACGAGUGCAAAAUCAUAUGCAUGCAUCACUCAACUCGAAGCUUCACUCACUUUGGACUUUUCUCAAAUCGAAGUUGCUCCUUUGCAAGUUCCUGAUAUAAUCCCACAAAAGAUUCCAUACCAAAUUUGUCCAGACCCUUCUGCAAUAAUAUGGAGAUCCAAGAAGACAAGGAGAAGAUCACCCACACAAGACUAACUUGUUUAUCAUUAUUAAUCCAUACUUUUUUUUUUUUGGUUCUCUUUUUAUAUAUCAUUUUAUGUUAUUUUCUUUUAGCUAGGUUUGAUAUGGAAAAAAUUACCAAAGAAAAGUAGUUGAAAAAAUUGAAAUCAUGCAAGUGGUUGCUUUUGAAAUUAAACAGAAAAAGUGUUGAUACUAUACAUGUAGAAAGAAAACAUACAUUGUGGAUUUGAGGGAACAAGAUUUGGUGGUCUAACUUAUUUCAGGACCCUUUUUAUGUGUGAUGAGAUGAGUAAGUGACUAAGUGUAGAUGUGGGUGUGUCAAUAAAUUCAAUUGUUGCAUAGCACCUUUGUUUCUCA